Molecule: messenger RNA, 1658 nt
Organism: Coffea eugenioides
Lineage: Eukaryota; Viridiplantae; Streptophyta; Magnoliopsida; Gentianales; Rubiaceae
Product: stearoyl-[acyl-carrier-protein] 9-desaturase, chloroplastic
Exons: 3
Coding region: 152-1342 (396 amino acids)
Biological process (GO): fatty acid biosynthetic process
Cellular component (GO): chloroplast stroma
Molecular function (GO): stearoyl-[ACP] desaturase activity
Source: RefSeq, a predicted model, not a curated record
UCUCUCCUCUCUCUUUUAUAUGCUUUUACGUUUUCUCUCCGCCUCUCGUCUUUCAAGUUCUGUGGAGGUGAAAGAAAACAGAGCUAAAACACCAAAGGAACAAGAAAGAAUACUCAAAUAAGCAGCCUAAAAGAAGAAAAAGAAAAAGAAAAUGGCUUUGCAGUUGAAUGCUAUCAACUUUCAAUCCCAGAAGUUCCCCUCUUUUGGUCUUCCGCCAAUGGCCAGCCUCAGAUCUCCCAAAUUCAUCAUGGCUUCAACUCUUCGUUCUGGAACAAAGGAGGUUGAAAACAUCAAAAAGCCUUUCACUCCUCCCCAUGAAGUUCAUGUACAAGUAACGCACUCUAUGCCGCCUCAAAAAAUUGAGAUCUUUAAGGCUAUGGAGAACUGGGCUGAGGAAAAUAUAUUGGUUCACUUGAAGCCUGUGGAAAAAUGUUGGCAACCACAGGAUUUCCUGCCAGAUCCUGCUUCUGACGGAUUUCAUGAUCAAGUCAAGGAACUGAGGGAACGUGCAAAGGAAAUUCCAGAUGAUUACUUUGUUGUUUUAGUUGGAGAUAUGAUCACAGAAGAAGCCCUUCCAACUUACCAGACUAUGCUUAAUACAUUGGAUGGCGUUCGUGAUGAAACAGGUGCAAGUCUAACCUCUUGGGCAAUUUGGACCAGGGCUUGGACUGCAGAAGAAAACAGGCAUGGUGACCUCCUUAACAAGUAUCUCUACUUGUCUGGACGAGUAGACAUGAAACAGAUUGAGAAAACAAUUCAGUAUCUGAUUGGGUCAGGAAUGGAUCCUCGGACUGAAAACAGUCCUUACCUUGGAUUUAUCUAUACAUCCUUCCAAGAAAGGGCAACUUUUAUUUCCCAUGGGAACACAGCCCGACUAGCCAAGGAACAUGGGGACAUCAAGUUGGCUCAGAUCUGUGGUACAAUUGCAGCGGAUGAAAAGCGUCAUGAAACUGCCUACACCAAGAUUGUUGAGAAGCUAUAUGAGAUUGACCCUAAUGGGACUGUGCUAGCAUUUGCUGACAUGAUGAGGAAAAAAAUUUCUAUGCCAGCUCAUUUGAUGUAUGAUGGACGCGAUGAUGACCUUUUUGAGCACUUCUCAGCUGUUGCACAGCGCCUUGCUGUUUACACAGCCAAGGACUAUGCAGAUAUACUGGAGUUUUUGGUUGGCAGAUGGAAAGUGGGAGAUCUGACUGGACUAUCUGCUGAGGGUCGCAAAGCUCAAGAUUAUGUCUGUGGGUUGCCUGCUAGAAUCAGAAAGCUAGAGGAGAGAGCUCAAGCGAGAGCCAAACAAGGACCCCGCAUUCCCUUUAGCUGGAUAUAUGACAGAGAAGUGCAGCUCUGAUUGUAUGACAAAAGAAGUUAAGUUGAACUCUCUGCCUAGUCUUUUCUUUCUUCCCAAAACACGUAUAUGUAGGUUGGAUGUGAGCUGUAGCUUGCUUACAAUUUCAAGCGUUAUGUUGUUGGGGAGAGAUUUUGUCAGGAAUGACUUUUUGUAGAUACUGUUUUAUUUGUCCGGUAUCAGUAGAACUCCUUGUGGAGUUACUAUAGUUUCAUAUUCUGCUUUGAAUGGGUUAUUGUAUGUUUUGGACUUCUAGUCUAGUGUUAUGUGACUGUAAACAUAUAAUCAAUAUUAGGCAAUUUUGAUUAUGGUCUACUAA